AUGCCAUUUCUGUACGGAAACCAUGUGGUCAAGGCACACUUAGGACGAAUAACAGAAGACACGCCGGAGCACCAAGGGGUGGUGAUAUUUUCGAUGAACGACAUUCCACUAGGAUUUGGAGUGACUGCUCGGAGUACAACAGAUACGAAGAAACUCGACCCCACCUCCAUUCUCGUCUAUCAUCAAGCCGACGUCGGCGAAUACCUGCGAGACGAAGAAACCCUGUUCUAG
This is a messenger RNA of Puccinia triticina, 231 nucleotides long. RefSeq lists its product as uncharacterized. The transcript is spliced from 3 exons. Gene Ontology annotation, molecular function: RNA binding. The record is from RefSeq and is a predicted model, not a curated record. NCBI's taxonomy places the organism in Eukaryota, Fungi, Basidiomycota, Pucciniomycetes, Pucciniales, Pucciniaceae. The coding region runs from base 1 to 231 and encodes 76 amino acids.